AUUGCCGUCGCUGCUGCUGGUCUUUCUUGUUGGUCUCACUAAUAAAUUCCCAUCCCAGCGACCAUCUCUCUCCUCUUUCCAUCUCCCCCCUUCUCCAUCUUGGCCGGCGACCUCUGUGCGAUCCAUCGGAAGAGGAGGCGGAGCAGGAGAUCAAAGGAAAUUCUUCUGAUCGUUUUUUUUUUGAGUGAGAAAGAGAAGGGGGGCAACAGAGAGAGGGGAGGAAGAAAUGAACGGUGCUGCGGCGGUGGUUGGAGGGAGGCAGAUGCAGCGAGCCAGUCAUCAUCACCAGCGGCAGUACUCGUCGGACCACUUCUUCCUCGACUCCCUCGCCACCAGCGUCGGCGGCGGAGGCGCCGGCAACAAGUGGCUCCAGUCCGCCGGCCUUCAUCACAUCCAGUCCUCCAGCCUCACUUCAGCCCAGCAGGUGGAGUACUCCAGGAUGCUGCGGAGCAUGCAGAAGGGCAUGAGCGGGGAGUCCUUGCUCUCCGCGGAGCCCUCGACGCCACCGUUGAGCUCGCGGUCUUCCAGCCAGCGGAAGAAUGGGGAUGUUGUGUCGCCGAGCGAGCUCAGUCCUGGGAUCUUGGAUAUCCACUCCUUCGACACCGAGCUUCUCCCAGAAAUGCCAGUUCCUGGAUUGUAUGAAAGUGCUGCACCCUUUGGCUAUGCUCGAGGCAGAAGUUUUGAUGAUUUGGAACCCAGCUUUUCUGCAAGCAAACAGAUGAACAGCAAUCGGGUUGUACCAGAAAGCAAUCUCUUGAAAUGUUUUUCAGCUGAUAAAGAUAAAUCGGGUUCUGUAGCCAAGAUCAAAGUAGUGGUGCGCAAAAGGCCACUGAACAAAAAGGAAAUAGCAAAGAAAGAGGAAGACAUCAUCACAAUUGAACAAAAUUUAAACUCUCUUACUGUUCAUGAGACUAAACUCAAGGUUGACCUAACAGAGUAUGUUGAGAAGCAUGAGUUUGUGUUUGAUGCUGUGCUCGAUGAGGAUGUUUCAAAUGAUGAAGUAUAUCGUGAAACUGUGGAGCCAAUUGUCCCUGCUAUCUUUCAGCGUACAAAGGCAACAUGUUUUGCUUAUGGACAAACAGGCA
Molecule: messenger RNA, 1085 nt
Organism: Elaeis guineensis (African oil palm)
Lineage: Eukaryota; Viridiplantae; Streptophyta; Magnoliopsida; Arecales; Arecaceae
Source: RefSeq, a predicted model, not a curated record